AUGACUUCUCGAUAUCGUACUGUAUUAAGGCCAGUAUUUCACUGGGCUCAUUCAUUUUAUUUCGAACCUACCGUCUUUAUGUUUGACAUGUUUCAGGCGCCAGGAGACGAGGAAAUUUCCCGGGUUGACUCUGUUUGCUUUCAUGUCGGCGUGGAUUCCUUAUUGCACUUGAAAACAGUUCACUUUUCUGGAAGUUGUCUCGACUUCACCUUAUCCGUCUCCUUGAAGUCUACUACAACCGAUUGUUUUAUCUGGACACAAACACAAUCCAAGAUUUCUCGCUACAGACCUCAUCCGGCCAUCUCUGAAGAAUCAGCCUCUUCAGAGGAUUGUCAUCCAGCAGAACUAUCGAAAUUACCGGUGCAGCAUGUCGGUGUAUCCAGCUUACCCGUUAACACCGACGCGGACGAUAUCAUUCCAGAAAAGGAAAGGUGUUAUCAUCGAUGGUCUUCAAUGCCACAAGCUGGCGAACUCGUCUGGAUUCGAUAUGCUGGCAAUGUUAGCUACGGACGCCUUGUGCAUUGCAUGCCCGAACUCAAUAUGUUCACUGUUCGUCCGGAAGAUGGUGGUCUAACUCGGCUGGUUACUCGAGGCCUGGAGGAUAUACUUCCCGUGCGCAGUGAGCAGUCCAUUAUGUCCCCUCCAGCAGACGAUGAAUGGGAAACCACGACGGUUUGUGAACACUCACUUACUCGAACAAGCGAGUAUUGUGAAUCCAUAUCUGCUUAUCCGCGUUCUGCCGAGUCGCUGGCCCCAUUUCAUUCUCCACUAUUUAUUGAUGCUUGCGAAGGAUUUUCGCCUCGUCGAAUGUCAACGGAUGAAGGCACACCUAUGGGUCCUUCUACUUCUUUCACCGGUAUACAUUCUACUUCGCCGGCCUCGUUCACUUUGUCUCCGACUUUGGGACACUCGGAAUCCGGAGACUGUGGUUCACAGCCCCGGUUUGAUGACCUCCCCUCCCAAACUCAACAAAUGAUCUCAUCGAGCUUAUUCACGACUUCAGAGUCGGGUGCACUUAGACAGCCCAGUGAAUCCAGCCGUUCUUAUUGGCGGAUCCCAUCCUCAACCGGCGUUAUUGACGAUUCCACUGUUGGUGCAGACAAAAGCCCUGCCGUCCGAAGGUUCAGUCAGACAGAGCAACCACUGAUUGAUGAAGAUUCUGAACAAUUAAGCAGUUCCGCAGAUCAGUCCUAUUCACUUCAGCUCCCUCACGACACGCCCACACUCACUACAUCCUCCACGAUUGUCGCCUCCGCGAUCGAAGUCUUGCGUCAGUGCAUUGACACUUUUGCUGCUUCAAAUCAACGCUUAUCACCAACGAAAGCCACACAGGAAGCCGCUUUAAGUGCUUUGAACGAGGCUGUGAGGCUCCUACUCAUAAUCACUGAUUACGGUAGUCAGGUUCGUUAUCCGACGUACACACAGUCAAUGAGCAGCUCCCCAGCAUCCCCACCGCCACCAUCGUUGGAUACCAUGAAUGUAUCAUCGCUAUCCACAUCUUCGCCUUGUGACGCAUACCACAUAUCUAACCCGAGCCCCAUGUGUAAGCGCUGUGGCGUGAAUCCCGCUUCCAGACCGUUUUUCUUCUCUGGUCCAUUCGCCGAUGCUCAGGGAGAACCGGGAUGUGAUAUCCUUUCAGAUCUACCACAUGGGGAGCUGCGUUUCUAUCCUGCCACUACUAGUUCCACUCAACUGACACCUGAACAUGAACCAUCUAACAAUCAGCGACGAUCAUCUGCACCGCUGGCUUCCGCAACUGGAUUCACUACGCACACUAUGCCGACCGGCCGGGGACAUAGCGAGACGACUCUCAGUAGAUACUUCAAAGAUUGGAUCACUGAAAGAUAUCCCACUGACAUUACUCAUCCAACCCAAUCUUUGGACACUCGUGCUGAUAGUCCAUUGGAUCCUCAGGUGCCUAUAGCUUUGAGAGCUCUCAAAAGGGUGUGCUUGAGUGCAGAUGAUCCCAUGUGUUUAGAUCUCACCGACCUCCUGCGCAAGUUGACCUCCGUCCUCUUGGCCCUUGCGGAGGAGCCCGUACACUCAGACGCCACAAUGCCGGUCACGACAUCGGUCGGCGAACCAGUGGUUCGCAGGUAUACCUCAGUUGGGACACAGUCCGGCCUUGGAGAUGGUCGGGAGACGCCACAGCUGUUGUCCAAAAUCGGAGUGGCACGUGCGACCGAAAAGUACGCCGACGAUGAACACGAAGGAGCAGCACGGACGCAAAUUAGCAGUGCGAGAUCCUCCGGUGCUCCUAGCAAUCCCCUCACUCACAGUGCAUCCGAGAUCAACAAGUCUGGAUUCAAUCCGCCUGUGGAUCAUAUUUCGAAAACACUCCCGACAAUGGUCCACACCGCGGGGUCUGUGACCCAAAGCGAGAUACAACGUUCAACCGUACCUACUUUAUCUGUUUUCGGUGGCCAGUCCUAUUCCAGUGAUGCUCUGCCUAGUCACUCAUUUGUGAGUCGUGUUGACCCGAGUACCGCGUCACGUAGCAUGCAACCAACGCUGUCUCACACUCGUAUUCACCCAAACCAUAGGAAACAACGCACCAUGUCUGAAACAGCACACUCAACUUCCGGUUUAUCGUUCGUGUCGACAGCGGGCACGGUUCUGGGUAGGUCAGAUGUGAAAAAAUGCCGUAAGGUUUACGGGAUCGAACAUCGUGACCAGUGGUGUAAUCAGUGUCGUUGGAAAAAGGCCUGCCGUCGCUUCCCUGAUGCUUCGCCGAUUGCAGUGACCUCCUCACCUUCAUCCUUCACAUCCACGCCACCUUUGGGGCCGACUGUCAGCACACACACACACUUGGUCCCAUCCGAGGCCACACACACCACUGAAGGUUCAACAGAUACGUCUACUUCACUCCAAUCGGUGGAAGACAAAGCUCCCACUGUCAUCGAGCCGGUUCCAGUUUCCUGUGAAACCGACGUAUCACUAGGGUCGCCAUUUCAGCCGUAGCUGUUUUAUCGGACAGUUACGCAUCCGAGUGAUUUGAGUUUCCCAUGCGAAACUUAUUCCACCUACCGGUGCCGGACCACCCUGAUGUUUCCUCGAACACCUCACUCCGUGCAUCAUUUACUCGCCCCCCCCCGUUUUGCCCAUCGUUCCAAGCGCUUUCAUUGACAGUGAAUUCAUGGCAUUUUUACCACCAGGUAUAACUGUCCACAUUACUUUCUCAUUUUUUUUAUCACGCCAUUAAGUCAUUCGGAUUGUUUUUGUUAUUUUGUGCACCAUGCAGAUUGCUCUUUGUUUUUUGGGCUUAUCAUGAUGAUUUCCGACUCAUCACGCAAUGUCCGAAUUCUCUCAAGGUCAUCUCCCAUUGGACAUUCCAUUGUUGCCCGAAACCUCAUCGUUUUUCUACAGUUUGACAUCCUUUCUAACCGUCUAUUUUCUACACGCCAUCCUUUUCAAUUUCUCUAUCAAUGCCCCUCACCCACCCAACCAACCAUUUUUCGGUGCGUCGCGUGCCUGUGCUUGAAAUCUCUUGUCAUUUAUUAAUCCCGUGUUUUUGUUGGCUCAUCCAUAUUUAAAAUCCCAUGAGAUCCGAGUGUUUUCCACUUCAUACCGAUGAGCAAUGUGAUGUGCCUUUUGUUCGACUGAUAAUGUUCAUGAACCGGGACUUACCUUUCCCACACACGUGUCCAACAUGCAGAUGAUACACGUUACUAUACCAUAGUCUUUCAUUCACCUUUUUCGUCCGUUUCCUACCGGUUUUUGUUUGACUGUUUUGUCUAAGGAGUCCUCGAUCGAUUUUCAAAUACACAAACACACACAUCCAUGGUAUAUUUUCCCGCAGAUUUCUAACAGACGUUUUAAUUUUGUGGUUUCAUGUGCACGCUUCCCAGUCAUGCUGUUUGACUGCGUGAUCAACUCCUUCUAUUGGCUAUGCAUUUCACUCAUUCCCGUCUUGCCUCUUUCUUUGACUAGUUCAUGGGCCACAAUCCAUGCUAGUAUGCUUUCCUAUCCUCUUCGCACCAAGGAGUCUGUCGCUCUCAAUGUUACUGGAUCCCACGCAACUUCUACCGUCAUCCAACCUCCCGGUUUCUCCGCCAGAUCGUCAUCCUUAUCAUGUCAUUUUCUACGCAACUUGUUUUUUCUUUGACCGCCAAGCGCGGUUUGCAAUCCUGCUCAUCCCGUAUCAUCUUGGUUGAUUUUUUGAGGGUGAUUUUUUACAGGCUUUUCUAUGUCCUCGCCAGACUUAUCUCCUGAGCAACUGUGAUAGCUCAACAAGUCUUCCCUCCUUUGUGUUUUUUUUUCUCUACUGCAUUCAUGCAAACUCCCAGAUCGUUUGAAUUGACAGCACUACAUACACGCGCGCGCGCCAGUUCAUCUUGUAGUGUUUUUAGAGCAAAAGAUUUCAUACAGAGUGUCGAAC
Molecule: messenger RNA, 4378 nt
Organism: Opisthorchis viverrini
Lineage: Eukaryota; Metazoa; Platyhelminthes; Trematoda; Opisthorchiida; Opisthorchiidae
Exons: 7
Coding region: 1-2961 (986 amino acids)
Biological process (GO): regulation of transcription by RNA polymerase II
Cellular component (GO): nucleus
Molecular function (GO): DNA-binding transcription factor activity; RNA polymerase II cis-regulatory region sequence-specific DNA binding
Source: RefSeq, a predicted model, not a curated record